GAAGUGUACUAACUCUCUCCUUUACUCAACAGCUUUCUAGGGUUUAUUCUCUAUAAAUACUCUUUCUCCCUUUGCCGUUGUUCAUACGCUUUCUCUUUUGUAGAUCUGAGUUGUGUUUUCCACCGACACUUCGUUCUUCAGCUAGCAAUUAUGGUUCCACCGAUCGAAACUGCAGUCAAGGCCUCAGUGCCCCACAAGUUAUCCAUUCCACCUCUUAACGAAAGAAUACUUUCUUCCAUGACACGGAGAUCAGUUGCAGCUCAUCCUUGGCAUGAUCUCGAGAUAGGACCUGAUGCCCCAAAGAUUUUUAAUGUGGUGGUUGAGAUCAGUAAGGGGAGCAAGGUGAAGUAUGAACUUGACAAAAAAACUGGACUGAUCAAGGUUGACCGUGUUCUUUACUCAUCAGUUGUAUACCCCCACAACUACGGGUUCAUCCCUCGUACACUCUGUGAGGACAGUGACCCUCUGGAUGUCUUAGUCAUCAUGCAGGAACCUAUUCUUCCUGGUUGCUUUCUUAGGGCCAAAGCAAUUGGUCUUAUGCCCAUGAUUGAUCAGGGAGAAAAGGAUGACAAGAUAAUUGCUGUAUGUGCUGAUGAUCCCGAGUAUAAGCACUACACUGAUAUCAAUGAGUUGCCACCCCAUCGUUUGGCUGAGAUCCGUCGCUUCUUUGAGGAUUACAAGAAAAAUGAGAACAAGGAAGUUGCUGUUAAUGACUUUCUUCCAGCCGCCAAAGCCUUCGAAGCAGUCGAGCAUUCCCAGGAUCUAUAUGCGGACUACAUCGUGGAGAGCCUGAGGAGAUGAUAGUCUUUUCAUCUUCCUCAAGUCGUGAAUGCUGGUCGAUAUUACAUUUUUCACACUAAUAUACCAUAUAAUAGGACUGCUCUAAUAUUUUGUCUACCUGUACUGCAAAGCACAGUUAUACGAUGUUGCAUGUGCAUAUUACAUGCUAUAUACAAUACGCUUGUAUUAUCUACUGCGUGGGAAAUUAAUUCCAUACAGUACAAGAUGAUGACGAAAAGGAAACUUCAUGUUUCCCCUUGUCAAAUUUUGUAAGAUUUGAACUAUCUCAAUUGUCCGGUUUAUGAAAUGGAUUAUAUACGAA
Messenger RNA from Lycium ferocissimum, 1102 nucleotides. RefSeq names its product soluble inorganic pyrophosphatase 4. Lineage: Eukaryota; Viridiplantae; Streptophyta; Magnoliopsida; Solanales; Solanaceae. Gene Ontology annotation, cellular component: cytoplasm. The transcript is spliced from 9 exons. The coding region runs from base 151 to 801 and encodes 216 amino acids. The record is from RefSeq and is a predicted model, not a curated record. Gene Ontology annotation, molecular function: magnesium ion binding; inorganic diphosphate phosphatase activity. Gene Ontology annotation, biological process: phosphate-containing compound metabolic process.